AAAAAAAACAACUCGAAAGAUAACUACAUUUUCGAAAAUAAACAAAGAAGUUCGGAGUUCUAUGCUUAAUAUAUAGAAUAUGACAGUAGACUUCAGUAGCACCACAGACGUAUUUUACCAUUAACAAACUGCCAUUCUGAAAGGAGGAUAAAGUCCAAAGUAAGAAUUGAGCAGGAAAUUCGUUUGUUGAAGCACCUAGCUGUGCUUUGCCAACUUUCUUAAGUUAUAUAGCACCAUAUCGCCAACUCAUUGCAUUUCAUGCCUUUGGAAAAGAAAAAGUUUGAAGCAUCCGGCGGGCCAUCACAUAAGCCUUUUGGAGGUGGAACUUGGGACGAAGAUUAUGAGCUUGUUAGUUUAAAUUCUAGUCAAGAUGCCUUGCAUAGCUCAUUUUCGAAAUCUACUCCUGUGGACUCGAACCGUACUUCUUCUCCAUUAAGGAUAGAAUCUCUGAGCUCCUCAACAAUUAUGAUAAACACAAAACAAAGGGAGUUUGAGAUAGGAGAGGGAAUUCCUGAGACCCUCGAAUCGAAUCAAGCACCGUUGGAGACGGACGACUCUGAAGAGAUUAUCAAGUCAUUUCCUGGCUCUAAAGCUGAAAGUGACGAAGAGGAGGAACAGGAGGAAGAAUUGGAAAGUAAAGAGGAAGACGAUGAUGAAGAGGAUGAAAGUAUAUGGGAGUCUGAUGAGUCUGAAGCUCGAACUGAACCUGCUCUCGCAGCUGUUGAGGCUCAUAAAGGGAAAGCAUUCAUAUCACCAAGCUCUUCUGGAACUUAUGAAAGCGAAGCCUUGGAAUAUGAUGUACCUACUAUCCCGGAUCUUCGCUUUCAAAACUCUUACUUAAAGUCAAUUGAACAAGCAAAUGGCUCAAUUCCUCUUGUAUGUUGGAUUACUGUUCGUGAUCAUAUUCUUUUUCCUUUUAUAAGCGGCGGGAUGUGGGUUUUUGUCCGUCAUUUCUUGGGCUUCUUAAAGAUUCAAGAGAAAGGAUUUAAUUUUGGUCAAUGGCUACGCAGAACAUUCGGAUUUUUUUUCCCUUCUAAGAAAUGAUGCUUGUUUUUUAAAUCGUUUUUUUAAUUUGGUGCUUUAUGAAGCGAUUUUUUCACCUGCCUUAAUUCGGAUUUUAUUCCUUGUAUGCUUCAAUAAAGCCAAGUAAUGGCUAGCGCUUUUCAUACUCUGCAAUAUGAAGACAAUAUCAUCACUUACUUGCCAUUUUCGUAAUGAUUGUUAACGGUUUUACUAUUUUAUUUGAUUGUCUGACUCUGAACGACAUGUUUAAGAUGGAUUCGAGCAAGCAUGAAAUAUUAAAUAAUUCAUUCAACAAUAAUGAUGGAUAGUGACUAUGAACAGAUAAUGCUAUAUAAGAAAAGAAAAAGAGAGAACAAUAGAAACCAUUUCGUAUGCGUGUAUUUUUU
Schizosaccharomyces cryophilus OY26 is the source of this 1409-nucleotide messenger RNA. RefSeq names its product DUF1770 family protein. Gene Ontology annotation, molecular function: mitochondrion autophagosome adaptor activity. The record is from RefSeq and is a predicted model, not a curated record. NCBI's taxonomy places the organism in Eukaryota, Fungi, Ascomycota, Schizosaccharomycetes, Schizosaccharomycetales, Schizosaccharomycetaceae. The transcript has a single exon. Gene Ontology annotation, biological process: mitophagy. Bases 259 to 1044 code for a protein of 261 amino acids.